CAUUUGACAUUCUCCGGCGGUUAUUUAGUGAAUUUCACAACAAAACUGCUAUGAGUACUUUUUCCGGGUUGUUCGAAGAGAUUCCGUUUAUUUCGGCAGAUAGAUUCGAUGGCGAGAAUUUACGGUCGAAAAUAUUCUUCCUCUCUCACUGUCACAUGGAUCAUAUGCGAGGACUGGAUAGACCUGAGGGUCUGCCAGGUCCAUUGUAUACCAGCGCCGUUUCGAGGGUCCUCGUCCGGAAACAGUUCCCAAAUGUGCAGGAUGUUCGCGUUUUAGAGAUUGGAUCUGCUGAGGAAAUAAGCUAUGAAUCAGAUGGGGAGGAAUAUCGAGUCGUCGUGACCGCUCUGCCGGCAAGGCACUGCCCUGGGUCGAUUAUGUUGCUGAUCCAAUACCGCGAGCUUAAAAUCCUGUACACAGGGGACUUUAGGUUAACAAAGGCAGAUUUAGAUUCAAAAUUCGCUUCUCUACGCCAACUCGAACCGGAUGUUGUGUACUUAGAUUCGAGCUUUUUAAAAAAAUGCUACCCAGAAUUUCCAACUCAGACUGAGAGUAUCAAAAAAAUUUGUGAUCUUAUUACGGAAUGGACAUCGAUCUCUCCUCAACACAAAGUUAUCAUUCGAAUCCCCGCCCAAUAUGGUUCUGAAUUUCUCUUCAUGGAAAUCGGACGAAAACUCAAACAGAAAAUCUAUGUAGCAAACGAACAACUUGAAAAGUACAUUUUCUUCCCAGAUAUGGACCAAUGCAUUUCUAGUAAUUUGAAAGAGUGCAACAUCUUCAGCCUUCAAAAGCACGAGAAAGGCAUGUUCGGAUCUUUCCAUUAUCGAAUUAUUCAACCUUCUGCGUUAUUCUGGAAGAAUUGGACACGCGGACAACCAAUUUGCAAAGAAGAAAAUAAAAAUACAAUUCGAGUUGCCUACUCGAGUCACAGCAGCUAUACAGAGCUUAAAGACUUCAUAGAGUUCGUCAAGCCAAAGAAAGUUCAGUUGAACGUUGUAUCAAAAAUGCCAGAAGAGAUGUAUAAGUGUUUGGACGAAAUUUUGGGAGAACUAGAACAAUCGAGUAAGGAACGUAAAGAGCCGGCGAUAGUCAAAUCUCGCUUCGACAAUUUAUUUAGAGUACCAAAUAGCGGAUAUAAUAGAAAAUAUGAGGAACCAAUUAGGAUGCCAAUUAAAAGAGUGAAAUUGUGAUAUUUUAUAUUUUACAUCGAUUUUUAUUUUAUAUUUACUUUUAUUUGCAAAAUUUUUUACCUUAGAAAAAUAAAUGUUUUUAACUCAAUGUA
Molecule: messenger RNA, 1279 nt
Organism: Hermetia illucens (black soldier fly)
Lineage: Eukaryota; Metazoa; Arthropoda; Insecta; Diptera; Stratiomyidae
Product: protein artemis-like
Exons: 3
Coding region: 51-1187 (378 amino acids)
Biological process (GO): double-strand break repair via nonhomologous end joining; protection from non-homologous end joining at telomere; interstrand cross-link repair
Molecular function (GO): 5'-3' DNA exonuclease activity; damaged DNA binding
Source: RefSeq, a predicted model, not a curated record